UCAGUCGGACGUCGGGUUGGCGCUGCAAUAGCACGAUCACGCGCGCGCCGUCCGGUUUACAAUCGUGUUUUUUCGUAUUUUUAUUAUUAUUAAUUUUACCAUUCGCGUUCCGUUUCCCUACGACCACGUUUAUAAUACCGUUUAUGGCGUGUCGCGAUAAAUAUUUUAAAUCGUAUAUUAAAUUCGUUGUAGGUACCCAUAUAUAUUAUAUUUUGAUACGUUUUUGAAUCUUAUUCCUGAUGUGCCACCAAAACACCGUGACAAAAUUAUCACCGCUGUGUACACAAUAAUAUAUACUAAAUCUGUUAGACUAUUGUAGUAUAUAGGCACCGUUGUUAUUGAUCAUACGCGGCUCCCGAGACUUCCGCAAUAAUGACCGAAAAGCCUAGGGUCGUAUCGGCGUGCAUGAAACGUAUCAUUCGGACCAACGGACGGGCGCAACAGAGACCUUUGAUAUCAGGCUUGGUGACGGCCACGUUGGGAGACCAUUCCGCCUGUGCCGGUGUUGGCGACGAGACGUUCAGCGGCCGGAGCGUGGCCGAAGUACGAGCCGGACACCUGUUGAUCCGGUGGAACGGGCCGGCCGGUUACUGCUGGAAGCUACUGCUCCGGUACCUAAACCUCACGGCCACCGAACACGCCACCUACGGGUUUAGUCUCGUGCGGCCCGGCUCCAAAUCGCCCAUCGUCACCGUACUGGUUCCUGUUAUCAAACGAGUAAGGCCACACAUUUGUUCGUACAUAAAUAAAGAUGAACGUUAA
Molecule: messenger RNA, 762 nt
Organism: Rhopalosiphum maidis (corn leaf aphid)
Lineage: Eukaryota; Metazoa; Arthropoda; Insecta; Hemiptera; Aphididae
Exons: 3
Coding region: 373-762 (129 amino acids)
Source: RefSeq, a predicted model, not a curated record